GCGGCUGCCGCCACCGCCUGGAGCUCCAUGGGCCUCUCCUGCGCGCCGCCCCGUGUGAGGCCGAGUCCGGCAAGCCGCGGCGCCGGGUGCCCGAGCCAUCGCGGCUGCUGGAGGCUGGGCCCCGGAGCAGGGGCAGCAGCGGGCGGCGCGGGACUGCGAGCUGCCUCCAGAUUGACGAUGCCAGGAUGGACAGAAUAGCUUAUGAUGCUUAUCCCCGCCCACCACUUCCGAGACAUUGAGCGGAAACCAGAGUACCUCCAGCCGGAGAAGUGCGCCCCACCUCCCUUCCCGGGCCCCGCGGGAACCAUGUGGUUCAUCCGCGAUGGCUGUGGCAUCGCCUGUGCCGUUGUCACCUGGUUUCUAGUCCUCUACGCGGAGUUCGUCGUCCUCUUUGUCAUGCUGAUUCCAUCCCGAGACUACGUGUACGGCAUCAUCAACGGGAUUGUGUUCAACCUGCUGGCCUUCCUGGCGCUGGCCUCCCAUGGCCGGGCCAUGCUGACGGACCCCGGGGCGGUACCCAAAGGAAAUGCCACUAAAGAGUUCAUCGAGAGCCUUCAGCUGAAGCCUGGGCAGGUGGUGUACAAAUGCCCCAAGUGCUGCAGCAUCAAGCCGGACCGGGCGCAUCACUGCAGUGUCUGUAAGCGGUGCAUUCGCAAGAUGGACCACCACUGUCCUUGGGUCAACAACUGUGUCGGGGAGAACAACCAGAAGUACUUUGUCCUGUUUACAAUGUACAUAGCUCUCAUUUCCUUGCACGCCCUCAUCAUGGUGGGAUUCCACUUCCUGCAUUGCUUCGAAGAAGACUGGACAAAAUGCAGCUCUUUCUCACCGCCUACCACGGUCAUCCUGCUCAUCCUGCUGUGUUUUGAGGCGCUGCUCUUCCUCAUCUUUACAUCAGUGAUGUUUGGGACUCAAGUACACUCCAUCUGCACAGAUGAGACGGGCAUUGAACGCCUCCAACGAAAGAAACAGCCCAGGGAGCACUCGGGCAGCUGGAAGUCCGUCCAGGAGGCUUUUGGUGGGGACUUUUCCCUGAACUGGUUCAACCCUUUCACCGGACCUUGUCAACCAGAGACACCCAUUGACAAGGGCUUGGUCCGGCAAGUGUCAUCUCUGUCAGACGUGGACAACAUGGAGACAACCGAGAGCCCAUUGGAGGAGACAAAAGACAGGGAUUCUGUGGAGGUGCUGGAUGAAUAGAGGCCCUAGAGAGUAAGGC
Molecule: messenger RNA, 1219 nt
Organism: Acomys russatus (golden spiny mouse)
Lineage: Eukaryota; Metazoa; Chordata; Mammalia; Rodentia; Muridae
Gene: Zdhhc3
Product: zinc finger DHHC-type palmitoyltransferase 3
Exons: 7
Coding region: 202-1200 (332 amino acids)
Biological process (GO): protein targeting to membrane; peptidyl-L-cysteine S-palmitoylation
Cellular component (GO): Golgi apparatus; endoplasmic reticulum
Molecular function (GO): protein-cysteine S-palmitoyltransferase activity
Source: RefSeq, a predicted model, not a curated record